GUCAGAAAGUGAGUUCAUUCCCCGAGAGGUGCCGAGGAGACGGAGCGCCGUCGAUUAGGUUUAGCGCUUCCCCUGGUAUCUAGCACAUCGAGACUGCGAGACAACGGACCGACCUUUCCACCGAGCCCGGCCAUGGACGAACAGGCGGGGCCCGGCGUGUUCUUUAACAACAAUAACAACUCUGUUUUACCCGGCGGUGGGAAAGGACCGCUGCCCGAUGGCGACGCUGGGGAGGCGGCUAGGGCGCAGUACAGUAUCCCGGGGAUCUUGCACUUCCUGCAGCACGAAUGGGCCCGUUUCGAAGUAGAAAGAGCACAAUGGGAGGUGGAGCGGGCCGAAUUGCAGGCCCAAAUCGCCUUCCUACAAGGGGAGAGGAAAGGCCAGGAAAAUCUAAAGAACGACCUUGUCAGGAGGAUCAAAAUGCUGGAGUUUGCCCUGAAGCAAGAGAGAGCAAAAUACCAUAAGUUAAAGUAUGGGACGGAGCUGAAUCAAGGCGACAUGAAGCCUCCGAGCUACGACUCCGAUGAGGCCAAUGAGAACGAGACUUCUGGCUCACUCAACAAUCAGCUGUCCUGGAAACAAGGCCGUCAGCUCCUCAGACAGUACCUGCAAGAGGUGGGCUACACAGACACCAUCUUAGAUGUGAAGUCCCAGCGAGUCCGGGCGCUGCUGGGACUAGCCGGGGACGGAAGUGGGAGGACAGCCGAGCGGAUGAGCACUGAGCCUUUGGUCAACGGGACGGACACAACAAAAGUCACCAGAGGGAAAGCUGAGCUCUCUGACACCAGUGCCGUCCUGGAGGCUUUCAAGUUCAUUGAGAACGUACCCGCCUUCAUCAGCGAUGAAGACGAUGAAGACGAUAGCGAGGGCAAGGACAGGACCAACGUGGAGUCCAGAACGAUCCUGAGGAAGAAGCCUCCGUCGUCAACGUUGCCGGCCAGCAUGGACACCAGCGAGGACCCCGACACAGAGGAGGCGCUGAAGGGCUUUGACUUCCUGUCCAGCCCAGACGAGAUGGACACCACGCCGGAGUCCCGAGGCACUGGUGAUGGCACAGACUGGGACAAGGACGAGCAAGGUCCCAUUUCUGAGUCCUGGGAUGUGGACCCGAGCCUGAUAACCAAACUCAAGGAGCAGUACAGAAAGGAGCGCAAGGGGAAAAAGGGGGUGAAGAGGCCCAACCGGUCCAAGCUGCAGGACAUGCUGGCUAACCUGAGAGACGCCGAGGACCUGUCCCACAUGCAGCCUCCAUCCACGCCCCAGUCCCGACCCAGCGUCGGCCGGUUCAACGAGCACGAGGAGAACCGGACGGAUGAAGUUGAGGCGAUGACUUUCCCGCCCACCUCAGUUAAGUCGUUCAUCAUGAACACAGACGAGGCCAUGGAGAGCGAGCUCGGCCUGGGGGAGCUGGCUGGAUUAACCGUGGCCAACGAGGCCGACAGUCUGGCAUAUGACAUUGGCAACAACAAGGAUGCCAUGAGAAAAACGUGGAACCCCAAGUUCACUCUGCGGAGUCAUUUCGACGGGAUCCGUGCUCUGACCUUCCACCCGGUGGAGCCCGUCCUCGUCACCGCUUCAGAGGACCACACUCUCAAAAUGUGGAACCUGCAAAAGACUGCUCCUGCCAAAAAGAGUACGUCCUUAGAUGUGGAACCGAUCUACACUUUCAGGGCUCACAGGGGUGCGGUACUGAGUGUGGUGAUGAGCACUACGGGGGAGCAGUGUUUCAGUGGAGGCGUUGAUGGGACCAUACAAUGCUGGAACACCCCCAACCCCAACAUCGACCCCUACGACUCCUACGACCCUUCGGUGCUGCGCGGGGCUUUGAGUGGACACACUGACUCGGUUUGGGGUUUGGUGUACAGCAGCGCACAUCAGCGCCUCCUCUCUUGCUCUGCAGACGGGACCGUGAGACUGUGGGACGCCAACACCACCUCCCCAGCCCUCGCAGUAUUCAAUGAAAACAAAAAGAUGGGCGUUCCCUCUUCAGUGGACCUGGUGUGCAGUGAACCAGCUCAUCUGGUCACAUCCUUCACAAACGGCCAGAUUGGCCUCUUCAACAUGGAGACCCGUCAGCUGGUCCUCAGUCUGGAGUCCAAUUUGGAGCCAGGCACUCCCUGCCAGAUCAAUAAGGUCCUCAGCCACCCCACCCUGCCCAUCACCAUCACCGCACAGGAGGACAGACACAUCAAGUUCUUUGACAACAACAGCGGGAAGCUGAUCCACUCCAUGGUGGCUCACCUGGACGCUGUCACCAGCUUAGCUGUGGACCCUAAUGGACUUUAUCUCAUGUCGGGCAGUCACGACUGCUCCAUCCGCCUGUGGAACCUGGAGAGUAAAACCUGCAUCCAGGAGUUCACGGCUCACAGAAAGAAGUUCGAGGAAUCGAUCCACGAUGUGGCAUUUCAUCCGUCUAAGUGCUACAUCGCCAGCGCCGGUGCAGACGCCCUCGCGAAGGUGUUUGUAUGACGCGGAGCCGGGUCUCUCCCCACAGCCCCGCUCUCUGACUCAGCCUCCCAUGAUCAGGGACCAAUAGAGUCACAGCAGGGGAAGGACCUUCAGACAGGGGUCCAGUCCCACCUCACACAGCCCACUGGUAUCCUUUCAGACUGGCAGACUAUGUAGCCGCUAGCCUCAAACCGGGGCUGUGACUCACCAUAGAAAGGGCCGGCAGGGAGGCCAGUCAGGAGGAGAACUGCUCUCUGGUCCCCCCCCAUCCACCAUCCAGGCAGGCCUGGGUGUGACCGGCCGCAGCGCCCCUGCAGACAGACUAAAACUUAACCUCCGUAGCUAGGAGGCUCAGGACAAGUGUUAGUGUGGCGUGGAGAAAUAAGGUCUCAAGCCCCUUCUUCUUCUGCCCCUGUGGCUUCACGCUCACCCCAGAUCCCUCAGGCCCUCAACCUCCCCCCCCUCAGACGAACCAGGUCCAGGCCCUUUACUCCAAGUCAGGUUUCGCGUCGUGCUGUACCACAAAAACGCGGAGGUACUCAUGGCUCGCCGGAGCCGUCGUGGAAGCCUCUCGCCUCCUCCUCUCUGCUUUCCAGACUGACUCUGCUUGCUGGCCUGUCUUUAUUUUUCCUUUUUAAAAAAACAUGUAUUGACAAAUGUGCCUUUGCUUUGAAAAGGUCUUGAAAAUGUUAUUUUAACAAGCUUGUUUUUGGGGAACAGGGAGGGAGGGGACUGCGGAGAAUCGGAGCUGGUUGUCACAAUGUUGUCGAUUUUAACAUUGGAUGUAAAAUUACAAAUGCUUAUAAUAAACAAAAUAUAUAUUCAGUCUUAAACUUUACUGUGCAGCCUGGGUUUGAGUGCUCCUUUUUGAUAAGUGUGGUUGGGGAAUCAGUUUUGUGCAUUUCAAGGCAAAGCUGGUAGAGUAAUACAAACCAUUAAGUAUACUGCCUGUUUGUUAGAUUCAAGUAAUUGUACACUUCAGAAGUAAGAUUGCAAACAUAUGUGUCCAAAGUAAACCAUCUUGGUUAUAUAAUUACAAUUCAAACUUGGUUCUAGAUGUCAAUUUUAGGAAUAACUAACAGAUUUUGGCCAGUUUGCUCUUGUUUGAAUUGAAUGGCUUGUUCUGUAUGUAGUUUUCCCCACUUGUGUGGACAUGCUUGACUACAAUGUGAUGUAUCAUGUCCGGAUAUUUACAGUAGUCCGAUGUUUAGCAGGAGAUUAGUGCAGUGCUUUAGGACUAUUUGGAAUAAUGCGUUUACCAUCCAACACUGAGGGGAGAGAAAAUGUCCUGCGAGUCCAGUUUACUGUAAACUGAAGAGGGCGGAAAGAAGAAGCAGAAGAAGAAAAAAAAAAGGAAAAAUCAAUCAAAGAUGUUGUACGUGUUAAGAGUACAGCUUCAAAAAUGAGCCAUUUUCUCAGUCACUGGUUUGUAUAUGAAAGUAUGUUCAAAAUAAAAAAAAAAACCUGCUGUAAUAUGUUCAA
This is a messenger RNA of Mugil cephalus (flathead mullet), 3930 nucleotides long. It is a transcript of the gene strn, whose product is annotated as striatin, calmodulin binding protein. Lineage: Eukaryota; Metazoa; Chordata; Actinopteri; Mugiliformes; Mugilidae. Gene Ontology annotation, cellular component: dendrite. Bases 133 to 2469 code for a protein of 778 amino acids. The record is from RefSeq and is a predicted model, not a curated record. The transcript is spliced from 17 exons. Gene Ontology annotation, molecular function: protein-containing complex binding; calmodulin binding; armadillo repeat domain binding.